GAGACGGGAGCGAUAGCGCCGCACGAUGGUGGUGGCCAUGUGGAACACAUGAUGAAUAUCGCAUUCAUGGGCACACUCGUUUCUAGUGGAAGAGGAAGGGGCUUGGUUAUUUCAACAGCGACGAAUUCGCAAUUUGGCGAGGUGUUUCGGAUGAUGCAAGGCGAAGAGCUAGCAAGUGUCGAAAAACCCACCUCGCCUGCCACGUUGUUAACCUUAGAUUACUAA
This is a messenger RNA of Cooperia oncophora, 225 nucleotides long. Lineage: Eukaryota; Metazoa; Nematoda; Chromadorea; Rhabditida; Trichostrongylidae. The record is from the annotation of a GenBank genome assembly.